This is a messenger RNA of Mesorhabditis spiculigera, 501 nucleotides long. The record is from the annotation of a GenBank genome assembly. Lineage: Eukaryota; Metazoa; Nematoda; Chromadorea; Rhabditida; Rhabditidae.
AUGGCCGGUUUCAUGACCGUUCUCACGAUGUGCGCCAUCAUCCAAACGCUCUUUUUCAAACACCAAAAACUCCUGCCCGUUAACAGUAAAUGGAGGUUCUCCAAAACGGGUUGGAUGAUAUACAUCGCUGGUUUAUACAUUUCGAUGGAGGCCCUCCUCUGCUGGGCAAUCGGCCAUAUUCCACUGCAGGACGGUUUUGAUGCACCGGCUAUGCAGAUUUUGGUCAAGAAAUACCCUUGCUUGGCCUAUCUUCGAGACGAGCCAGCAAUUUACGCUGCGGACAUGAGCGGGAAUGAGGUCACCGUUUCUGCAAUAAUCCUGUUGUGUGUGAUCGUUGUGAUUGUGAUCAAGUCAUAUGAGCGCCAACACAAGGAAGAUGCAGAAGCGAUAUCUCGGCACCCUUAUCUUCCAGCUGCUAGUCCCGAUCACAGUAUUUGGGACCCCGUGGGGGUACUAUGCCGCGAUUAUGUUUACCGACAUCGACUACUACCAACAAAUCAA